This is a messenger RNA of Dreissena polymorpha, 3389 nucleotides long. Its product is annotated as vesicle-trafficking protein SEC22a-like. The transcript has 7 exons. Gene Ontology annotation, biological process: endoplasmic reticulum to Golgi vesicle-mediated transport. The record is from RefSeq and is a predicted model, not a curated record. Lineage: Eukaryota; Metazoa; Mollusca; Bivalvia; Myida; Dreissenidae. The coding region runs from base 185 to 1117 and encodes 310 amino acids.
CUGAGACUGAAACGUCAAGAUGAGUCGUUAAAUACUCAGAUGCUAUAGACGACAACGAAGUAAAUUUAAACAACAAAAACAACAACCACAACAAUGACGACAGUUACACUUCAACAGCUUGAAUAUUCAACCAUAUGAACGAUUUAUUAUGUUAAGGCUUUAAACUACAGUAUCCGGCUUGCAGAUGAUUCACUUUGCAAUAGUGAGUCGCAGCACAGAUGGACUUGCUCUGGUGGCCAACUCAGACAGUCCCCUGGUGUCCAUGCAUCCUGGACUGGAAGAUGCCCAAAGAAAAAUAAAGUUACUCUCUAGAAUAUCUGCCCGCUUCCCAGACAGAUGCAGUCUGUACUGUGGCUCCUAUGUUAUACAUUUCAUAACAGCGCUAGAUCUGACCCUGCUGGUGCUUUGUGACGUGACCUACCCGCAGGUGCUCGCCUUCUCGUUCCUCACCGAUCUGCAGAAGGAGUUCCUCGUGUUCUUUGACAAGCAGAAAGUCUUGACUGUUCAGAGACCAUACUCACUUAUUGACUUUGAUAUUCCUCUGCAGAGACUCAAACACAGAUAUAACAACCCACGGUCAUUAAAUACAAAAGUGAAUCUACAGGUACUCAGUGAGGAAUUGCGUCUGCGACCUCCAUACGUUCUGUGUGAUGAAGAGCUAAGACCAGGUUAUGGGCAGAGGUCAAAUAAUGAGAAGGUCACGACAACGGCAGCCUCGCCAUUCAUGCGUUACCUCCCUUUGCACUUUGUCGGGAUUGUCUCCCUUUCAUUGAGCUGUUUCUGCGCCCUGUUGAACUUCACCAGAGCGGUCCACAUCAUCAACGACACUCAUGCUCACAUUGGCCAGGAAUUUGAUACGGAACAUUACCAAACAGGGGCCACAUUUUUCGUUUGCUGUUUCUUGUCAUUAUAUCAGUCGUAUCUUAUAUGCUACCCGCACAAGAGACGAAAGGCCCUGGCGUGUGCAACGCUAGGAAGUAUAUGUGUGUGUCAGCUGUACCUUUAUGAGCAUCGAAGCAUCUUUGGGCUAAUUUUCCAUGUCACUGUUGCAUGCUACGGAACUUUUGUCAUCAUCACGCGCCAGAUGCAGUCUAAAUUGCCACAGUAUACUUUAUGAAAGCGUCACUAGAGAGUUUUGUACGAUAUGUGACAUUGUUUUAAGUUCACCUCAGCAAAAAGUGCUCAAGGUGAGUGAUUGUGGUCUGUAAGUGACCAGGGAAGUGUGUUUAAAUUUAAAGCUUUUUACCAUUUUAGAUACCAUAUUUUUGUGUAAAUCUUGAUCAAACAUUAUCAGAAUGUUAUCUCAAUAUAAUCUACUCAAAGUUUGGAUCUAAGUUAAGUGGGGAAAAAACUAUGUUAUCAUGUCAUUUCUAAAGAAAACCUUGUUACCACUCUAGAGGUCACAUAUAUGACUGAAUCCUUAUGAAACUUACCCAGAAUGUUUAUCUCGACAAUAUAUAUCCCGGUACCUUGGUCAGGUUUGAAUCUGUAUCAACCAUCGCAAAUCGUAAAUCUUCUAAUAAAGUGGUCAGAAUGUCUCAUCUGAGAAUAAUUACCUAGGUCAAGGUCAAUCUGGGUCCAAAAAGGUCAAAAUCUAAAUGAAUCAAUAAAAUCUUGUAAAGACCUGGUCAUGAUUCUAGAAGCAACAUUUAUGACUCAAUAUUGAUGAGACUUGGUCAAAAUGUUUAUCUUGACUAUAUCAAAGCCAACUUUUAAUCUGUGUCAAGAGGUAUCAAAAUCUAGGUCAAGAGGUCAUAUCGUAGAAAAACUUUGGUGCUACUCUGGAUGCCACAUAUAUGACUCAAUCUGGAUGACUGUUUUUUGCAAUGUUUAUCUUGUCAAUAUAUAUCCCCAGAACUAUGGUCCUGUUUGAAUCUGGAUCAUGUGGGGUCAUAACUAAGUCAUCAGGUUCAAGCUUACAAAAAUCUCAUAAACACCCUUAACAUAGUCUGAAUGUCUUUCUUAAACACACUUAGGCCAAGUUUAAACUAAGGUCUCUAAGUGAAAACAAGAUCGUAAAAUAUAAAAAAAUUGGAUAAUUUAAUUUUUUUUUACAAUUGUUGUACACCAUGAUUGUCCUUUUGUACAUAUUUUAUUUUUGGUGUUUUGCUAUCGUAGCCAAAUGUAAUAUAAAAUUACCACAUUGUUAUAUAUUCAAGAUAUUGUUUUUCACAAACGAUAUGUGAUAUUGUUUUAAAUAUUCAGUCUUGAUGGUGGUUGUUUUACCAGAUUUUAUUGACAAUCUUUUUUGGUAGCAAUUUGGUAGAAGUUCAUUUCAUGCUUCUUUCCCGAUGUUUGCCUCAAGCUCUUGUUGUUGAUGUUUGAAAUAACGCUUUGUCAUUUUCUUAUAUUUUUUUCAUUUUCUUCAUUGGUAAAGCUUUCAACUAUGACGAUUUUAACUUGUAUAAUUUAUAAAUAUUAUAAUAUAUUAUUUACCAGGAAUUUUAAAUCACAUUUGUACACUUGUGUUUCUGCCUGUGAUAGAAAGUAUUUGUAUUUCAUGCUUUUAAAUGUUUCCAAAGAGAGCCAAAAUAAACAAUUACGCAAUUAAUAAUAAUUAAAAUGUCAGGUAGUUUUAUUCGAUUAGUUAUCUAGUAGAACUGUUCCUCUCUGAAAGAUACAUUUAGAAUUUGUAUUUGUUUGUUUUGGGGUUUAACGCUUUAUAGCAUCACUGGAAAUUGAGCCAUUUAUGUGAGUCGCGUUCUGAGAAAUAAUGGCAUAAUGCAUGUGCGUUAAGUGUUGUCCCAGAUUAGCCUGUGCAGUCUGCACAGGCUUAUUAGGGACGACAUUUUCCGUUAUUAUGAUAUUUUCUGUUUAAAGAAAGUUUCUUCUUAGCAAAUAUCUAGUUUAGGAGGAAAGUGUCGUCCCUGAUUAACCUGUACAGAUUGCACAGGCUAAUCUGGGACGACACUUUACGUACAUGCAUUAUGCCCAGUUUUCAUGAGUUCUCCCAUUUAAUGACAUCCAGUUUCUUAUGUCAAAAAUAAAGAGUUGAAGGUUUCUAGUCAUUUCUAUUUUUGCAUAAUUACCUUAAAAAGGGAUUUCCAUGUAUAUGAAUUUGUUUCAAUUAUGUAAUGUACAUACUUUUGAAUAAGAUUUUUUUUUCAACUUUAGGUACAAGAUAAUGUAAUAAGGUAAUAAGAUAUAUGUUAUUGUUGCAAUAGAGUUGUAAACCAGUCUGCCUUACUUUGUAAUAUUCAAUUUGCAUAAUUGAAGGAUAUGUUUGAUUGUUCAUAUUGAAAUCAUUUUCUUCUGCAAAGGCAUAAACUGUUACAUCUAUUUGUAUGUUAUCAUUUUAUCUACUCUGUAAAAUUGCGUUUGCAUUAUCUUUUCUUUCCAUAUAUGUUUAUUCUUACUCAAAGGACGAAAAAUAAAAUUGAUGGCCAUAA